Molecule: messenger RNA, 2538 nt
Organism: Colletotrichum acutatum
Lineage: Eukaryota; Fungi; Ascomycota; Sordariomycetes; Glomerellales; Glomerellaceae
Product: fungal-specific transcription factor
Exons: 3
Coding region: 127-2103 (658 amino acids)
Biological process (GO): regulation of DNA-templated transcription; DNA-templated transcription
Molecular function (GO): zinc ion binding; DNA-binding transcription factor activity, RNA polymerase II-specific; DNA binding
Source: RefSeq, a predicted model, not a curated record
CCGUACCGGACAUCUUCCAAAAGUCCGGGAAGAGUCCGAAUAUCUCAUGAAAAUCAAUCAAUCGAAUGUGCAUGGAUAUUUGUUUCGCUCCAAGCAACUCGUCUCUCAUUUCUCAGACUUCUGCCCAUGGCGACCCCGCAACCGACAGCUCUUCAAGGGCAGCCUAAGCACGCAUGCUCGCUCUGCGCAAAGAGAAAAAUCAAAUGCGACAAAGCUGAGCCAUGUUCAAAUUGCACAAAGGCACAGGCACACUGUCUCUACGAAGUACCAGCUCUACCGCGACCUCGCAAGAGAGCGGCUGAUGAGGAGCUUCUGGCGCGCUUGGCCGCAUACGAGGACUUGAUGCGGAAGCACAAUGUCGACUUUGCGCCGUGUUCUCAUGGUUGGAUUACGUCUGGGCCUCAAGGGCGUAUUAAGCAAGAUAAAACUGAGGCGAUGCCUUCUGCAAUAUCUCCGCUUGAUUACCAGAGCUCAGCGACUCAGGUGUCGAAGGAUGUUCCCUUGGCGACAGAACGUUGUCUUUGGUCGACUCUCCCGACAGAGCUCAUUUACCCACCCGUCCAGUGUUUGACCAGAAGGGAAGAUCCUUUGCAUAUCCCAACGCCAUCGCUUCAUGUUCUUAUGACGACAGUUCAACCCGAACUUUCCCAGUUGCACCCGGACCCAAGGCACAUUUACCGAUUUUGGCAGAUCUUCGUCGAGGCCGUCAACCCGUUGCUGAAGAUCAUCCAUGUGCCGACACUACAGCAGCAGAUCCUUGACGCAAGUUGGAAUCCGGCUGCCGCCUCAAAACCGCUCACAGCCAUUCUGUUCUCCAUCUACACCCUGGCUGUCACCUCCACGUCCAUUGAAGGCUGCCAGGCUACCUUUGGCGAGGCCAGAAACACGCUGAUACUGCGCUAUCGGACAGCGGCUCUGCGUGCUCUCAUUGCAGCCGACUUCCUCACCACGCGAGACUUUGAGGUCUUGCAAGCUUUUGUUCUCUUUCUCUUCUCUGACCCCGACUCGGAGUUGACGUCUACCCUCACUGGUGCCGCCAUUAGGAUCAGCCAGAAGAUGGGUCUGAACAGACCAAAGCCGGAUCCAAAAGUAUCGGUGUUCGAGACUGAAAUGCGUAUACGUCUAUGGUGGCAGUUGAACGGAUUGGAUUCUAGAGUGAGAAUCGUCAAAAUUGCGGGCAUGCGACUCCCACCAUCCGAGAGUGAGUUCGGCGACAUCCGCCUCCCACUCAACGUCAACGACGCGGACUUGCAUCCGGAAAUGACGGAGCUACCACCGGAGCACCCGGGCGCAACGGAAAUGCUCUGCGUGUUGAUGAAGUUUGAGACCUUCAAUAUUAUCAGAUCUUCCAGUAGAGCUGUCAAGGUCUUUGAUGUCAUUAUCCACGGUCCUGGGAAAGACAAGCCCCCAUCAAAGCUGGAAGACGACGCGAUCAACGAGAUUGAGGCCACUUACCAUGAAAAGUUCAUUCGACACCUGGAUAGGAAUAUUCCUCUCCACGCUCUAGUUUAUACCAUGACGAGGCUCACGCUGGCUCGCUUCCGGUGCAAGGUGCACAGCCCGCGUGGCCGGGCUAAUAGCAACGGAGAGGUGUUCAUGACGCGCGAGGAGGGUGACCUAGUCUUUGACUGGAGUGUGACCUGGCUGGAAAUGAUGGAGAUUGCUAUGAGCAGCAAGUUCUCUUCGCACUUUAUCGCGCAUAUGACGACAAAAUUCACCGUGGAUGUCUACAUCUAUAUCCUCAGUGAUCUCCGCAAGAGAGUCUCUGGUGAGCGGGUCACCUUGGCUUGGAAGCUCAUAGAGAGUCUUUACGGAUAUCAUCCGGAACUGAUUGAGAACACGCAAAGUUCCUUUUAUGUGGCUCUCGGGGACCUGACAUUGGAAGCUUGGGAAGCCAGGAGGAGAGAGUUGGUCAACGUCCAGGGGAGUCAUGAAGCCGAUAAUGCGCCUCGCUAUAUUCAGUUGCUUCGGGAACAGAGGCAACAGAAACCUGCGCCAGUUCCACACGUGCCAGCGGCAGACUUUCAGACUCUUGACCCGCUGGGACUUACUGAUCCGGCAAACCUGGAUUGGGAUUAUUGGAAUGAUUUCUUGCGAUUAUAGUUAUGUUCUCGCAACGGCAAUCCCAAUAUCGGCUAAAUUUCGAGUGUUGAAAUGCAAUUGUUUGCUCGGGAGAUUAAAACUCUUGGAGGUGUCUGGUGGUUGAAGUUGCGGUGACUCUAGCUCGAGUUCACGUUCCAUCGCCAAUGCGGGUCAACGCAUCCUUGUACUCAAAGCUAACGACCCCUUCGCCCUGCUCAGGUAGUAGUGAGUAAGCACAUCGUAGCAUGGGAACACCAAAGUCCCGUUUCAAACCUUGCGCUCCAUGACUGAGAGCCAACAGUUGCGGUGGACCUAGGAGGAUGGGAACGAAGAGACAAAGUUGCUAACACAUCAUCCGAAUAUUCCCCAUCCAGAGGUUGGGCCGCGGCACGCAUCUAGUCAGCAACAUCUCUGCGCGGUCCACGAGUACGACGUUGUCAUUGCUAGUCUACGAUC